This is a messenger RNA of Nannospalax galili (Upper Galilee mountains blind mole rat), 7626 nucleotides long. RefSeq names its product KIAA1671 ortholog. The transcript is spliced from 13 exons. Bases 262 to 5508 code for a protein of 1748 amino acids. NCBI's taxonomy places the organism in Eukaryota, Metazoa, Chordata, Mammalia, Rodentia, Spalacidae. The record is from RefSeq and is a predicted model, not a curated record.
GGAAAGGCUGCGCGCGCCGCGGCAGGUGCUGCGGGCAGGUGGCGGCGCGUCGAGCGGCUGUGCCCUGCAGAGACAGCCUGUGGGCGCAGCUUCCUUCUCUGCCGCUUCUGCCAUGGGCAUGCAUGGACGACCCGUUCACCGUGAGCCUUGACCCUGCUGGCUUUCCCAGGUGGCCUCACGCCCCCACCCAGGGCCUGCCAGCCCUGCCGUUGCUUUCCCAUUUCUAAUGCGCUUAAUCCUCAUGGAGCCACAACUGUAACCAUGGCGACGAGGGUUGAAGUUGGUUCUAUGACAUCCCUAAGGACAGGGCCCAGUCUUGGUGACAUCAGCAAGGAGGAGACACUGAAGAGGACCUACUUCUGGCAAGCUGGGGACACCCCUGGGGCUCCCUCCACCCACAUCCUAGAAGGAAAAAGCCCCCUACGGACCUCGACUUGCCUCUUCCCUCUGCCCACACUUCCUCCCAAGCCUGUCUCAAAGGAACAGGGCCCUGAGGGGAAAGCCCCUGCCUCAGCUUUGUGGCCUUGUCCCACCCGGCCCUGUCCUUCAACUGCAAUAGACAAGGAAGCCAGAGAGGACUUUUGUGGAAAGAUGCCUACCUUGGCCAGGCAGGAGGUGGGCAGCGGGGAGGUCCUGCACAGUGACCCAUCUCUACCCAGCAAAACCACCUUCCCAAGGCCUGGCCCCAGCACCGUGGUCCUCUUUGAAAGUACCAAAGCUGGACCCACCCUGGGCAGAAGGACCAGUGAGGGGACCCGAGAGGUCAGCACCCAGGUAGCCCAGGAUCCUCCCUUCAGCACCAGGCCUGAGGUAGUCACCAAGCCCUCUUUGCCUGCCCGAAAGCCCCCAGGGACUCUUCCCCGGCCAGCCUCCCUGUCUCAAAACAUUCGGUCCACUGCAUCCCAGGAGGAGGCAGGCCGGGCCCAGCCUUUGUCAAAGGCCGGGAGUGUGGAGGACCCCUCUGGCUGCUCUGUAGAACCCAGACCCCAUCCAAAGAGAAGGCCUGUGUCAGCUGUGUUCAGUGAGUCGCUGCAGCCUCCAAAGCCAGGACCGGGAGGAGUGGGAGAGAAAGUACCCCCUACCCCUCCCGAGAAGACAUGGAUGAGGAAGCCCAGGCCUUUGUCCAUGGACCUGACUGCUCCUUUCGAGAAUAAAGAGGCCUUGCUGAAGAAGAUAGCCAAUGAACAGAGCACAGCAGGGCUCCAGGGCUCAGAGAGGGCCAGCAUAGAACCCAAGGGGGAUGCAGAGGGCUCUGUUCACAAAGCUAUCCCUGGGGACCCUGAUUCACAUGUUCUGGAAGUAACCAAGAAGCAUCCAGAAUGGAAGAAGAUGCUUUUUAAGCAGAAGACAGAAAGCCCCACAAGCCCUGGGGGCUGGGCUAGGGUCACCUCCAGAGAUGACCAGAGUCUCCAGGAAGAGAAAGGCAGGCCGGAUCAGCAGUCAGAGAAGGUGCCGGAAUCUCCUAUGCCCAGGCCUGGAAGAAGCCUGGGGCUGGCUGAGGUCAAGGAUGGAGGGUCUGAUUGGGAGACCUUGGCAGGGACAGAGAGGAGGCCUAUAGGGAGCAUCAGGAAUCGCCUCAGCAUGUUUGGAGAGGAGAAUGCUGCAGCCUUGGAGGUGGCGUCUGAACCUAUCCCAGCCACCUCGGAGUCCCCAUCCAUGGCACCAGAGCCUGAGAGAGCAGGCAUGAAUGUCCAGGCUCGGAUCAAAGUCUGGGAUGCUGAGGGCACUGAGGGAAAGCUGGAGAUCAAGAGAAAGGUGCCCCCGGCGCGGCCAGUGUCUGCAGAUAUGACCAAACUGUUCUCAAGUUCAGCUUCAAGCAGUGAGGCCAGGAACGAGAAAUGUGCUGUGCUGGGGGGCAAGCUUCCUGGCGAAAGGAGAGAAAAGCCUAAGGAAAGUAGUGGUUUGGAUGGUGGACCUUCCCCAAGAAGUCUCUGGAAACCUGUGGUACCCCAGAAGUCCAGGCAGACUGAGCAGUCCAGGCAGACAGAGCCCAAAGAUGCCUCUAAUGAGGACCCUGACAGGUAUCAAGGUGCUCACACAAGGGGAGACUCAGGCCCUUCAGAAAUUACUCCCGAAGAUGAUGGAAGCUUCCAGAAGGUGUGGGCCACAGUGUUUGAACAUCAUGUGGAAAGACACACAGUGGCUGACCAGGCAGGCUGUUGUCUCCCAGCCAUACCCCCUGGUGAUGUGACUGAUACCCCACAGCCCAGACCCAGGCCUAAGAAAGACUCCUGGCUAGAGAAGGACCCUGCAGGAGUGACAAACCCCAGGCGAGAAAGCCACAGGUGUUCCAACGAUGCUGAACAUGGGACCCUUCUGGACGUUGAGCCGAGACAAUAUCCCACACCUGUCCUUGAGACACACCCCCCAGGGAAGAAGCGCAACAGUUGCUCCUUCCUUAAGCACACAGAGAGUCCUCCCGUGCCUCAGAGGAUUGAGCCCAAGUAUGACUUUGUGCAUGCCGAAGGCAAGUGUGCACACAGUGAAGCCGUGUCCCCUCCAGUAGAGAAGGCUGUGUUGCUGCGUAGCAGGCCCCGACUCUCGCUGCAGGGUUGGCAGCUGUCAGGUCACACAGGGGCCGUCCACAGGGCCAGUUUGAUAUGGGAAACUCGAGGACGGGAGACCAGUGGGCCAAAACUUGACCUCCAAGAGUCAAGGGAUAUGUUUGGGGACAGUUGCCCAUCCCCCAAAUGGACAGGAGGGGCAGUGGCAAGCUGGCAAAGUGCCACUGUGGUCAGCAAAGCCAGUACUCCUGAGAGGGGUCCAGCUUGGGAUGGCCCUCCAGACCCUCCAUCCAGGGCCAACAGUGAGCCCUGUGACGUGUCAGUGCAGGCAGGGCUGGACACUUUGUCUCUGCAGAAAAGUACCCUGCUCACCAGUAAGAGCAAUGCAAGGCUGGUCCAGAUGCUCGAGUCUGAAACCAGGAUGCGGAGGCCCAGCCCCUCAGAGCCAAGGCUGGACCGGUGGAGGCGGAGGACUUUGCCUCACGAUGUGAAGUUUGAUGUGUUCAGCGUCCUGACUCCAGAGAGCACUCCCAGAGGACAGCAGAGCCCACCAGAUGAAUCCACCUCCCCAAUUGGUGCCUUAAAGAAGCCUCCACUCUCCCCCCAUCAGGCACAGACACAGGAGGUGACCACAGGUGCCUCACAAAGCAGGGCUUUACCAGCAGAGAAGCCAGGGCUGUCCACUGAACCCACGGCGACUUUCUUUGCAGUCACCUAUCAGAUUCCCGAUGUUCAAAAGGCAAAGAGUAUUGUUAAGUCAGGGCCUGAAAACUUUCGGGAACCUUCUAGAAAAAUUCUUCCACCUCCAUUGCCUCAUUCGUCAGUGUCUACUUUGACUUCUCCUAGCUGUGACGAGUCUCAGGCCCCUGCCAGCAUUAAGAAUCUGUUUGAGGGGAGGGAAUGUGAAGAGGCAAGGAAUAGUUUGAAGCAUCCAAAGGUCAUAGACCGGCCAUCACCUGUUGGAGACAUGGUUCUGGAUUUUUCCAGGGACAGAAUUGUCAAUACUUUGCAGAUUCACCGGGAAUCAAAGGAUCAGGCUGAGAAGGACAGCAUGAGUGAGAUGUCCCCAGGCAGCAGGGAUGCCCUGGAAACUGCCCCGAUCCUGAGGACCCGGUCCAAAGCCAGCACUAUAAUCAGGAGGAGGACUGAAGUGAUCAGUGGGACAUUCUCAGGGAAGAUGAGAGAUGGCUCCAGGUCCAACAUCCUUGACAUCGAUGCUCUGAUGGCCCAGUACAAGGAGCAGUUACCUAGAGACCUCAGCAAGGUCCAGGAGUGGAAGAACAGUUCCCCUGCAGAGCCUAGCAGUUCCUCUCAGGAGAAACCUGGAAAGCCUGGUGAGGCAGAGUGGGGAUGGAGAGACCCAAAGGAGGGUCCCCAGGCAGAGAAUCUCUGGAAGUCAGUGGGGGCAUCUGAGAAAACACACCGAUCCACCCCCGGGUCCAGCAAGCAGCUGGCAGAGCCUCCCAGGGCAUCUGUGACCACCAAGUCUGGCUUGCCACUGUGGGCACCACCACCUUUGGUGCCUGUUGAAAACCAUCCUGCACCCUCUCCUGCCCCUGCUGGUCCCAGGAAAAAUUCCCCAGGAAUCUAUGAGCAUGAAAACAAUGCCUUUGUCAGUGAGUACCCGGGGGCAAAUGUUCGGCAUGGCCCAGCCAGAUCUCAAGACCCAGGCAAUAGUAUCAGAAUGUCCGUCAGGUCAUCUCCCUCUGACCAGAAGAAAGACACCCCAAGGAGAUCCACUGGGUGGAGAGUGGAGGGCAGUGGCGCCCAGUGGGGUGACCCCCCAGGUGACUGUGCAUGGUCACCACUGACUAUCAAGAGAACCUGCUCAGACAAGGGCCCACCGGCCAGGGUCCAGGAGGGUCUGUCUGCCAUGCAGGACGCCAGGAAGCGACGGCAAGAGCAGCCCAGAGAGAGGCUGCGCCUCCCCACUGACCCCAAGGCCACAGUGGGGUCCUGCUGGAGGGAGCUGAGGAUGCCAGAUGGUCCUAAGGUGCCACUACAGAGCCUGGAGCGGGGCGAUGGCCUGCAGGGUGAGGGGCAGCUUGUCCAACAGGUGUGCCCUGUGGUCCCUGCCCCCCCGAGUCACAGCUUUUGUAAGGACAAGAAGAGCGGGCUUUCUGUGGAUCAGCUGAAGCAGUGCUUCUCCAGGCGGGUGCCCGAGGCCAAGGAUACUGACACCCUCGUGCAAGAAGCUGACAGCCAGUAUGGCACCUGGGCAGAUCCACGCCAGAGUGAGGACAGCGUGGCCCCCGAGUCCCCGUCCCCUGACAGCAGUGCAUCAUCAGCCCGGAGGCAGCCCACAGGCAGCCACCUGUCCUCCUUGUCCUCCCACACGGAACCCACCUCAGCAGACCAGCGAGACAGCUCCAGGGAUCGGCGAAACUCCAGUGUGGACCGCUCCAGUUCCGAGUUGGAGUCCACAGAUGGUCCAGAGGGACCACCGGACACCUGCCCUGCAGAGAGACGGGACGACUUCUCCUUCAUCCAUCAAACCCCAGUCCUUGACUCCAGUGCCCUCAAGACCCGGGUGCAGCUGAGCAAGCAGGGCCGUCGCCGGGCGCCCAUCUCCCAUGCACUCAGGCGCAGUCGGUGCAGUGAGUCAGAGAGCCAGUCUGCACUUGAAAAGGAGUUGGACAGCAUGUGGAUGUUCAAGGACUCCACAGAAGAAAAGUUGUCCAGGAGGGAUGACUCAGAUGAGGAGCCAUCCAGAGUGGUGAAGAUCCCUGUCAGCCAUCCACACAGGAUGCCUAUGUUCCCAGGCAUGGACCCCGGAGUGCUGAAGGCUCAGCUGCACAAGAGGUCAGAAGUGGACAGUCCCAGUGAGACCCUCAGCUGGGCACCCCAGCUCAAGACCCCCAAGUCACCCUUCCAGCCUGGGGUUCUGGGCAGUCGUGUGCUGCCUUCCAGCACAGAGGAGGAGAGGUCAGAGGAGCCCUCGCCCCAGUGGUUAAAGGAACUGAAGUUCAAGAAGAGGCAGAGCCUGUAUGAGAAUCAAGCCUGAUCAGACUGGACAGCGCCACCUCCAUCAACAGAGGCCUUAACCUCCAGAUAUCUGAUGUGAGAGCCCACAGAGCCCGCAGAGCUGAGCCACCUGCUCCUCCACGGCUGCUUCCAUGCCUAGGCCUUUCUGCCCUGGGACCACUGUGCUGAGCCUCAUUCUGGUUCCACAGGAAGGCUGGCCUGCCACCACCACCUGCUCCAGUCCUCAGAGGGAACUUUCAGAAGUGUCCAGGCCGGGCGCUUGGCCUUUCAUGUGAAAGGUGGCCUUUCUGCCAUCUUCAGACACCUCACAGGGCUCUGGAUGGUCAGGGGGAGGCCAGAGGACUGUCUCCCUCAGUUGGGAAAGGGACUCCUGGCCCUGCACCCCCAGGCUGUUCCUUUGGAAGGUCAUUAACAAGAAAGUUCGAACUGUUCACUUCCUGCUAGGGCCAUGAUCCAAGGCAUUAUCCUCCAGGGUUGGGGGUUUGACUUUUUUUUUUCAAUUUUAGACAGGCACUUCCAUACCCAGACAGGAAUCAGCAUUUGAAAUUUAUAAACACUUGCCCCUCUCCCUGAUUCUGUUGGACAUACUCAUUCUUCCUGAGGGGCUGUGUGCCCAGCUGACCUGUGUCACUGAAACACUUUUAUGUUUGCUUUAGAAGGUGAUAAAGCAAUAAUAAUCAGCCAAUCUUUGAAACUUGAUAUGGAUAUAUGUUUUUAGGUUAAAAGACGGCAGGAAGGGAGUGUGAGAGUUCAGUGUCUAGUUACCUCGUUACUCAUCCCUAUAGAAGCAUUUUACAAGUUCCAGUUCUUACCCUUGCACACCCCAGCGACUUUCCUUUGGGGCUCUUAUUUCUAUGGGGUGGCCUUUGCUCCUCAGCCCUGUGUCAUAUACAACAGCCCCAUCAGUGGUGUCCAGGUCACUCAAAUACCAGCCUUGCCAGGGUGUCUUUCUCUGUCUUUUUUCUGAACAUGUGUCCUGCUAGAGGGAGACCCUGACUAGGUCAGCCUCAGAAUAGCUUCGGGAACAAGGGUUUCUUUUGUUUUUUCCAUCCCCCCUCUCCACCUGCAGAUAUGACUCCCCCCAGCCCAGUGCUGUCUGUUCUUGGUCCAGGUUCCCAUUUUACUCCGAGCCCUUCUGUGGCUGGGAGCACCGGGCCAGAUGCUGAGCCACAAGGAGACAUCAAGUCUCUUGCUUCUUGCUAGCUGUGUGCUCAUUCCUGGGCAUCUCCAUGUUUCUGUGCUCUGGAUACCUUCAACUCCAUCUUGCUUUAUUUUCGGAAUCCUCAACCCAGUUUCUGAAACCCAUGUUCUAGUCACCCCAGACGUGCCCGCUUGCACCUGGGAAACCUAUGCUUUCCUUUCUUUUCCUUCUGCCAUAUUUGCCUUGAGAGACCCCUGGUGAUGGGCUCGGGCAGUUCCAGACCAGCCUAUGGUUGUGCAGGGUCUGGGGUUGACUGUUCUAAGAAUGCCUGCAUGUCACUGCUAGAUAUUAUGCCCCCCAGCCCAGAUUUCUGAGGUGAAAGUUGUUCUUGAUAAAUCUGUUAUUGCAAAUGGUGUCAAAGCUGGCCUCUCCCCUCCCUGGCUGCCUCUCUGACUUCUCAUCUCUGCCCCGUGUCUCAUCAAAGCUUCGUGUGUCUGGGUUAGGGCAAUCACCUGUUCCCAUGGUAAAUGGUGAGACAGACAGAAAAGCCCCACCCACAUCCCACCCUGGGUACCCUGCUACUCACCCCAUCAGCACCCAGCCUCUUGCAGGGGCAGCCUUACACAUCUGUGUUUGUGAGUCUGGCCCUUUGUCACACCAGCCCACCUUCUCUCCUUCCCUGAGCUAGUGGUCAGCGGGUGUCCAUCCUCUGAAGUCACUUGGAGGUUCUGUCACUCCAGAUGUGCCUUGCUCACUAGUUCUAGGUUUUUGUUUGUUUAGUUUUGAGAUCCAUUUUGUGUUUUACAGUAAUUUUGAUAUAGUGACCAAGUUCAAGGACUUCCUUUAAAAAAUACUGCUAGGGGCUGAGGUAUGGGGCUCAGUUGGCAGAGUGUUUGCCUAGCUUACACAACGCCCUGGAUUCCAUCCCCAGUACCACAGAAACCAGAUGUAGUGGUGAACACCUAUAAUCCCAGCACUCAACAGGCAAAUCUGAAG